CACAGUAUAAAACUGUCUGUCAAAAUGACAAAAAUGGCCUGGUAAGUAGUUGACCGAUGACGUGAAAUGAAAAAGGAAUCAGAUCUUCGAGAGAUACAGGCACCUACCAGCUGUUGAGAUAAGUGAAGACGGAGGAAAAGACAGAGGAAAAAAACAUGGAGGAAGUAAAAGGAGUUGUGAAGCACAUAUUGUUGGCUAAGUUCAAAGAUGAAACCACACCUGAUAAGAUCGAGGAACUCAUCAAAGGCUAUGCCAAUCUUGUUAACCUAAUUGAGCCCAUGAAAGCUUUCCAAUGGGGCAAGGAUGUUAGCAUUGAGAACCUGCACCAAGGAUUCACUCAUGUGUUCGAAUCCACAUUUGAAAGUACUGAGGGCAUUGCAGAAUACAUAGCUCAUCCUGCUCAUGUCGAAUUUGCAAACUUGUUUCUACCCAGCUUGGAGAAAGUCAUUGUAUUUGACUACAAGCCCACUAUCGUUCUUUGCUAAGUUAAAAGCAUCGAAAUUGUUGUCAAUAAUCCUGCAAUGUUGUUUCUGAGUGAGUUUUUUUUUAUGGUUCUGAUCAUGUCUGUUCUGUUCAACAAAAACAGGCAUCUGCUGUACUUGUCUGUUCUGUUCAAUAAAAGAAGACAUCAGGGCUCAAAAUUUUACAAUCUUGAGCAUUCUAA
Molecule: messenger RNA, 664 nt
Organism: Durio zibethinus
Lineage: Eukaryota; Viridiplantae; Streptophyta; Magnoliopsida; Malvales; Malvaceae
Gene: HS1
Product: heat stable protein 1
Biological process (GO): pollen tube adhesion
Source: RefSeq, a predicted model, not a curated record